CAACGAUACGAAUGUAAAUAAACAAUGAUUAACUUCGUCUAAAUUUGAAUCUAUAUUACUAUAUUAUUCACUAAUGAUUAUUGGAUCAUGUGCUAAGUUUAUAUUACUUUUAACAUGUCUAGUUGCCAUCCUUCAGAUUAUACAUUUAAUACUUUUAAAUCAUUUGGAAAUAAUACGUUCCCAAAGAACAAAAAUAUUUCAAGAACCAAAGGGAGAAUCCUUGUCUCCAGAACAACAGGCUAGAUUAAUUUAUGAAAAAUUUGAAGAUACUCUUGACAGUAAACAUUAUUUUGAUUCAACUGGGGUUUACCGCAUUGUGAAUUUGGCAGAUACUGUUAGACCUUUAGUAUUCUCUGAACCAAAUCCUGAUAUAACGUUGGUUACACACUGUUCUUAUAAUCAUCUGUCUAAAGUUAUUCCACUAGCUAAACAGUGGCAGGGUCUAGUUUCAGUUGCAGUGUAUUCUGAAGUUGAAAAUAUUGCUUUAACUUUAUGGAAAAUAGCUAGCAUCCAAGUAGAUGUUAAAGCCAUUAAGGAUAAUGUGUCGUUUUCUGUUGUGACCCCCAUCCCUUCUAAAGAUGAACCAGUUCCUACCUUAUCACCUUUUCCUGCAUUGGAUAUAGGUAAUAACUCAGAUGAAUACUUUCAGAACUAUGAUGUCAUCAUGAUCUAUCCAAAUAAUCUUCUUCGAAAUGUUGCUCGAAGAGCAUCACAUUCUGAGUUUAUUUUCACUAUUGAUGUCGACAUGGUUCCUAGUGAAAAUUUAAGACAGGAAUUUUUAUUAUUUGCAACAAAAAAAGGACUAUUUAGGAAGAAUCGUCGUUAUGAUAAAACUGUUUUUGUGAUACCAGUAUUUGAAGCCAAAGAAGGUGUUUCUCCACCUAUGAAUAAGCCCCAACUUUUAAGUUUGAUAGAAACUGGAGAAGUCCGUCCAUUCUAUGCUCAGAUUUGUCCAAAAUGUCAGGAUUUGACUAAUUAUGAAGGUUGGUUAAAUGAACCGCCUGGGUCUGAAAUGGCAACUAUUUUUGAUGUCUUAUGGAAGGAUCCUUGGGAGCCAUUUUACAUUGCUAGUAAUAAUGUGCCUUUAUAUGAUGAAAGGUUCAAACAGUAUGGUUUUAACAGAAUUAGUCAGGUGUGUGAACUACAUGUAGCCGGUUACACAUUCUCUGUGAUGAAUAAUGGCUUUCUUGUUCAUCGUGGUUUUAAAACAGAACAAAAUUUUCAUAUUGAGAAAGAUAGAGAACAAGAAAGCAACAGACUUUUGUUUCGUGUUUUUAAGGCUGAAUUAAAAUAUAAAUAUAUUGACUCGUCUAGGCGUUGUUAUUGAAAUAUUACUGUUUCAAAGUUAAGAAAUAUUUGAGAAAAAAGAUUUUUAUUUAUAUAUAAAUAAUAUGAUUUUAUUUAUAUAUAAGUAUAUGAUUUAGACAAAUUAAAGUAGAACUAUUGUUCUUUCAUAAGACAGUAGUUAUAAUAUAUAAUUUUUUUUUCAUUUUUUUUUUGUUACUGCCGUUUAUUGUCCAUCUUGUUAACUCAAAUACUUUCUAUACUUCAUUUGAUUCUGCAUGUAAUAGGUUCUUUUUUCUGUAGGAAUUCUAGAAAUCAAAACUGGAGAAGUUAGAAUGAAUAAUUGUAGAAUGGGGGCCUUCCAUAAUUAUUUUCAAGUAACUGUUCUUAUGUAUAUCUUUGUUCUCCACCAUUCUCCUUCUGGUUCAUUGACCUAAAUAAUAUCCCAGAUAUAUUAAAUUUAUUCAUUAGUAAACAUCUAAUAUUUUCCUUAGUUCAAUGUCUAAACCAGUAACAACUGGUAGAAAAACGGAAAGAAUCAGGCAUGUGGACCCUAGAGCUCACCUCAAAGUGAAUAAAUUAUUGAAGAAAUAUUUUUCCUCUAAUCUCCAGUCCUUGUGUACAAUUCAGUGAUUUUGAAUCGUUAACUUAAGUGUCAAUGUGAAAUUGGCUGUUUUAUCAACCACAAUGGCUAUUACUGAAUGGUAUAAGGCAAAUAAGACUUCUAAAGCCUUAAUGAAUGUAGUACGAAAUGUUCCAGUUAUGGCUGCGAUGGCUUUUUUUGUUCCUCCUGCCCAUCAUUUCUGGCCCAUAGGGUUUCAGCAGUAAUAGGUUAAUACACAUUGGGUAUAUGUACGCCCUCUAUUGUCAAUAACACUCUAUUUGUAUUUAUUAUUAUAAUUUUUUUUUUGUGGAUAAUUUAAAUGGGGAACAUAUUUUGGGUUCAAGUACAGUACGGCACAGUGAAUGGAUGUUUAACUUGCUUAAGGGGCUGCACCUUAUCCUCUGCCAGAUUACAUGGCCAGCCCUCCUGGUCUGCCGUGUCCAUCCGAUUCUCAUUCACCAUCUUCUGCCUUCUUAUCCACAUACAAUGGUGGCUUACCGAUAUUGGGUAGGAGAGCCCUACAAAGAUUGAAGUGCGAAGAUCCCACCACUUCCUUCCAUCCAUAAAUAAAGUUUAUUAAGGGAUAGUUUUUCUCUUCCAUCGGUCCGGAAAGGUCCAUUUAGGCAAGGGCGAAGAUACCUACCUGUAUUUCUCGACAAUCUGGCAUGGUGUUCUUCUAUGGCAUCAUAGAAUUUCACCACAUGUUCUGCCAUCUUGGUAACUCCAUGAAUAGGGCACCAUAGAUAAAUAUUCAUUUCCAAAUGCAUGUGAUUUCCCUCGGAACCCUUCGUGCCUUUUAGGCUAUACGGGAUUUUCCCGGGCCGGGGGGUGAGGGCAGGGAAUUUAAAAUCCCCUCCGGCACCGGGACGCGAACUCGUACUUUUUAUAUCAUCUCAAAUCUCUGUUAUCCGGCUGCCAGGCAACUAGUGGUGUUGUGCACACGCUUUUGCCUAUUCGGCCACCCCGCCCCCUUAGAGGUAUAUUGACCUAUAGGACUUUGAUGACUCCUUGCCCUUGCCUCUCCCCUUAUACUUCUGUCUCAGGUUGGUGAUCAGGUUGUGUCAGGAAGUGUCCCCUGUCCAAGCAUCUGUCUAUCUCUAAUAGAUCAUUCCCAAUAAAGGGGACAUACAGCUUUUCAGCUUCAGGAUUGCUGUGUCACUGGCAUCAAGUUCCGGAGCUCUUCCUGUACACCACUAUUUGUUGGUUCUAUACCUUUCAUUGUGGAAUAAACUGUGUGCCAGGCUGGCUCCCUGUUUCCUGCCUGAGGGCUCUGUCCUUUUCAUUGUCCUGGGACGGGUAGUUCCUGGGGUUGGUCUGGUCCUUUCAAUUGUUUCUUUCAGAGUGGCUGCUGGUCCCUCUUCAGUUCUUAUAGCUACCAUUAGUUGGCUUGGCUUGUUUCUCUCAACGGCUUAUGUCGACGAUGUUGGGGCUUUAGUGGCAUCUAACAGCAGAGCCGGAAUAAGAGAUGAAGUAGAACAAUUCGCCAACCUGGUAAAACAAUGAUAUGAGAUGAAGUAAUUGAAAAUGGCUGCUGCAAAGACUCAGGCCAUCCUCUUGAAAGGGAAAAUGGAUCGGACUCACCCUAAAAAUCUUAACAUUUUUAGGUAGCUACCUACCUUGGUAUAAGAUUCUGAAAAGGAUUGUACAUUACUUGGACUACCUCACUUGGGCUACCUUGGAAAUAGAGUAGCCCUAGCCUUGAAUGGUCUAAGUCGUCUAGGAGGCACCUUUAGGCACCUAAAGGGCCUCUGUUACCCAGCUCCAGCUACCAUGACCAUUUAUAAUGGUGUGAUACUGGGCACUCUGAGGUACCCUUCUCUUGCUUGAUUCAGAAACCCCUCACACCGACAGAAAUGAAGGUUGGCGUCGAUUCAGUGGACGGCUCUACUGCGAGUCACUAAGUCAUAUCGGAGUGUGUCUCAUGAGGUAGUGCAGAUUUUAACAGGAGUGGUACCACUCGACCUUCUCCGUGCAGAUUCAUCCAAAUAUGUUUUUAAAAGAGAAGUCUCAACAGGUCUACCGGAAGAUAUACAGAUAAGGAUUGUUGAGAAAUCUCGAAAAUGGAAAAAGGCAAUUCAGCAAGAUACUAGUGAUGAGUGGAACCGGCGGUGAGUGACUACCAUGAAAGGUUCUACCUUAAGAAAAUAUUUUCCCCACCCUUCAGAAGAGAAGCAGAAUGGAUUAUCCCAGACUAUUGGGUCUCGCAAUUUCUCAUAGGGCAUGGGGUUUUCCGUAGGAGUUGCAUGGCCUUGAAAAGGACGUUGAUCCUGUAUGCCCCAGUUGCGGAGUUCUGGAGACAGCUGAACAUACUAUUGUAUACUGCACUGUUUUUGAGGCACUUCGAACUAUACUUCUGAGGGAAACUGGGCUCCACCUCCUGUCUGAGAACAAUUUCCCUCAGUUGAUGACCGAUGAGAACGGCCUGUUCUUCAAAGUCCUUUGUUUAUGGGUGGUAAACCGCAGUUGGCCCUGCUCAUUAUAAUAUUUCAAAAAGAGGACCAUUUUUUGGAUGACUGCUGGACAGAGGAGGUGAGGAAGAAGAAGGUGGAGGCCGCCUGGAAACGAGCACAUGACAUCUAUACUGUGAUCACUAUGAUUUGAUCGCUAGAUGUUAAUUGGCAACAUUUGCAUACCCUGCAAAUUUGGCAACAACCAUUUUGCCCAAAGGCAAGGAAGGGCCAAUAAAUGAACAAAAUAGUUGACUCGGCUUCAACUAUCUAGUGCCGUCCUGUUUGGUAUUCCUCAUGAAUUCUUCACAGUCUCAGGUUUUAUGAAUUCCUCCCCAGACAUUAUUUUCUGCCAUCGCACUCCAGGCUUGUCCUCUCUUUGCUUUCCUCAGCAUUUUUCCUAGAGGGAUACCUUUCUGCUUCCUUUCCUACAAUUUUAGUCAUCAAGUGCCACUAUGAUACUCCUUUUCGAGUUCUGUUAGCUCUUGUGUCCACCAUGGGACGUGCCCUCUUCUCACUUCUCUGUGCUUCAUUGAGUCAUCUACUGUACCACCUAUUGCUCUGGUCAGAUCGACAACGCUCUGAUCCAGACUUAGCACAGAUCACAUGGGUAGAGCUGUUUGUUCUCUCCUCCCUGGUCAGCCAACCUGGACUUCAAGUCACUGGUAAAAUCUUCUAAUGUCUGUAUGUCAUCUUGGUUUUCAAAUGUUCCAAAUGUAACUGUCUGAUAUGGUAUCCAUAAUCUUUGAAUAUGUGUCCGAGUCCACUUCGUCCAAAGAAUAUUCCUGGAUAUCGCGAAAUCAUUCAGACCUCUUACCUACAAACGCUCAUGUUACCACAGAUGACUUUGAAGAUUAGAAUCCCUUGCUACCAUCUCAUACUAUAUGAAAACUUACAAAGUUAUUCAUCAAUUGAAGGUUGAUACUGGUUUGGUUGUGAGAUCUUUGGUCACCAGUCCCUCACAAAUGUGGCAAAUCAGAAUACUGCCAUUCGAGCAUUUGAAAAGUCUAGACAAGUGCAACUGGUAUCACAUGACGAAUGAAUGUUUCGAAAUAGGUAUUAACAAGAUAGCACAUCCGGAGGCAUAUCGUUCAUGGUAACAACUUUGGAGGGAACUAAUAGAAAGUAACAAGGAGGGAUGAGUAUAGACAGACUUUAGAUAGAAUCAACCAUUGCACAGAUACUUCGGUUUAUGCCAUUCGAGGUUUGCCUUGUUCGUAAAUGUUAGACUGUCCAAAUCUUAAGUUGAAUAAGUUCCUUUGAAUCAUUUAUACUCCAUAUGGGUGAUUGACCCAGUGAUGGAGGUCCCUUGCCCAGAGAUAUCAGGUUGCUAUUGCUAGUUACACUCCCAAUAUAAAGUCUUCUCAGGAGAGGUUCCUGAGGUCUAUACUAUAUGUGUAAGUGCGCUGUAUGCUGAAAGCAAGAGACCGGGGAAUCAAUUAUCCCCACUAGUGGAGCUAGUAUCCACUAGUUCUUGCAGGUGUUAAGCUUACCCCUAUGACAAAAUCCUAAUUCUGGCCCUGGGAAGUUAUAUAAAUUUUGAACUUAAUACAAUUCAUUAAGUUAUAAUACAAAUGUUCUUAUUGAAAUGUCUAUCGGCUUGAGGCAAAAUGGUGAGUAAAUAAAUAGUUAUUAUCCAAGGAAGGGAAGAUGUUACUUUCCUUUGUUGAUCUGGAUUAUGAUAUUCAGUUAAGAUCUCGCGUUAGGCGUAAAAUUACAAAAAUAAAUAAAUUGCAAUAAAUUCAUUCUAAAUCCAUUUUUCAAUUUUCCUCUUUUAUAUAUAUUUUAAACCAUAUUUUUACAAGCUAUCAUGAGAUAAAAUAAUUUCACAUUGCUAUUAAAUUGAAUUUUAUUCUUACAUUGUUCAUUUUUUAUUCCUCGUUUUUCUCUUUUCUUUAUGACUCAUAGGAUUUUGUUUUUAAAUUUUUAUUUCUAUGCAUUAACUUAAUAUUUAAGGUUUACCAAUCUAAGAUGUGUUAUUGACUUAGGUUUUAUAAUAUUGUUAUAUAACUUACUUUUGUUAUGUGAACAAAAAGUGGUAUUAUGUUGAAAUUGUGAUCAUUAAUAGUCUUCUUAUGAUGUUUUUAACUAUUAAAAAUGUUUACUUUUUUGUUUAUUUAUGUUUUCUAAACCUAUAUAUCCUCCAAAUAUGUCAUAUUGAAAAAUUAAUUACAAUAUAUAUUAUAUGUGGUGAAAUAUUACAUAAUUAUGUCUAUAUCUAUCUAUCUAUCUUAGGUAUAUUAAGGGUUAGUAACAUGUAAGAAAUAUGACAUCAGUUGUGCAUUUAUAAGAGCUAACCAUGAC
Molecule: messenger RNA, 6639 nt
Organism: Nezara viridula (southern green stink bug)
Lineage: Eukaryota; Metazoa; Arthropoda; Insecta; Hemiptera; Pentatomidae
Source: the annotation of a GenBank genome assembly